CUCAGCGCAAACUUUAUGAAGCCGAGGCGGAUCACGGACACGGAGCUCAGUCCUCUAACGGGAGAAGUCCAGAGUUUUGUGAUCUUAAGGGACGUGGUGGAUUAAAACGUAUCAGAAGACUGGUUAGGUAUGUGGGAGCUAAACCAUUUAAAGCCUUGUAUGUAAGUAAUACUAUUUUGUAAUUAAUUCUAAAUUGAACAGGUAGCCAGUGCAGGGAUGAUAAUAUAGGUGUUAUAUGAUCAUAUUUUCUGGAUCUAGUGAGAACCCUGGCGGCUGCAUUUUGGACUAACUGAAGCUUGUUUAUUGAGGAUGCAGGACAACCACCUAGUAAUGCAUUACAAUAGUCCAGUCUGGAGGUCAUGAAUGCAUGAACUAGCUUUUCUGCAUCAGAUACGGAUAAGAUGCUCCUAAGUUUGGUAAUAUUUCUGUUGUAAUAUUGUAAAUAUGAUAUGACGUUACUGUCUAAUAUUACGCCCAGGUCUUUUACUCCUGAGCUGGUAGUGACAGUACAUCUUUCUAAACACAAGCUGGAGUGUGAGAGUUUUUGGGUGGUGGUUUUUGGGCUGAUAAGUAAUAUCUCUGUCUUAUCUGAGUUUCGUAAGCGCAUCUUACUAAAGGAGUUUCUCCUUCCUCAGGCCCUACAGUGAUCACGCCGCCGCCGUAGCGUUCGCACUCGUGAUGGUGAGCGCGGCAUGUGAGGGACGAUGGAGGACGUUUCUGAGGAUUUGCAGCAGAAACACGUUUGAUUUUUUUGAAUAUUAAGCGAUUUAUUAAAAGAGGCGUGUGAAGUCCACGCCCUGCUGCAGCACACGACAGGAAACCACCGAUUUUGCAAGCGAGGCCCGGGCGUCUCACAAUCGGAUGUGUUCUGAAACACGCAUUGAGGACUUUUGGUUUUUAAAGACGACUCUCACUCUGAAGUAGACGAGAAUAAUUUUUUUUAUUACAUUACACACACACACACACACACACAGACACACACACACAGCGAUAAAUGGCUAAACCCGUCCCCAUCCCGAAGCUGAACGUCCUCCCACCGUCUUCAGAUAAUGACUCCUGGUCUCCGUCGUCCAGCCCGCUUCCUCGCAAGCGCCGAAUUUGGGACAUGACCGGGAAGAAACGCAGAGCCCGAGGCCAGGAGGAGGGGGACGACCCGGGGGACAAGAAGAGCGUGGAGAAGAAGGGGAGGAGCCGCACACCUGUCGGGGUAGAAAAGGAGGGGGUUGUCGAGGAGGAGGGGGCGAGUAACCCCGCCCUCUUCCUCCUGCCCCUGUCUCGGUGCUCGUCCCCGGGCUGCAGUCGAUCUCGGUGGUCGCUACGCAGUUUACUCGCGAAGGACUCGGACUGUGAGAGCAGCAGUACGGCCAGUAACUCUCCCCGCAGCACUCCAGGCGGUUCUCCGUCUCUACGGCGACGGGUGCUGGGUGGGCGGGCCAGCGAGGGUGAGGGGCAGAAUGAUCGCCCCGGAGGGGGUGGAGCCGAGAGCGCUUCCCUGCCCACAGCCUCCUCCUCUUCCUCUUUACUCCCUACACUCUCCUCCUCUACCUCCAGCUACCCAAUCAGCUCGCGCCACUUCACACGCAAUGCCAAGAAAAUGCAAAGCUGGUACAAUGCUCUCAGUCCCACCUAUAAACAGAGGAAUGAAGAAUUCCGUAAACUCUUUAAGAAACUUCCAGAAACAGAGCGUCUGAUUGUAGAUUACUCGUGUGCUCUUCAGAAGGACAUCCUUCUUCAGGGUCGUCUCUAUCUGUCUGAGAACUGGAUCUGCUUCUACAGCAACAUCUUCCGCUGGGAGACCACUAUCACACUCCUGCUGAAGGAAGUGACAAAUAUAACGAAGGAGAAAACGGCUAAACUCAUUCCAAACGCCAUCCAGAUCAACACCGAGCAGGAGAAGCACUUCUUCACCUCUUUCGGAGCGAGGGAGCGCAGCUUCAUGAUGAUCUUUAGACUGUGGCAGAAUGCACUAUUGGACAAGACGCUGUCUCCUAAAGAGCUUUGGCACAUCGUACAUCAGUGUUAUGGCACGGAGCUGGGGCUGACGAGCGAGGACGAUGAUUACGUCUCUCCCACCGGCGAACACGUCAACGGCCUGCUUCCGGGCGAUGAUUCCUCCUCCGACAUCAUGGAUCCGUCCUCAGCCUCAGCAGCUCUUGGAUCUUCUCCUCCAUCCUCUUCUUCCUCUUCCACUCAGCCCGCGGAGGCUCAGGCAUCCAGACCCAGCACAGAGCCGGAGCCCAGCCCGAACACACACCCCACGACACACUCCGCGCUCCUCACACACCCCACCUCCAUCACUGCUGCUACGAAUUCGGAGGAAGUUGGAGAGGACACUCAGUCAGAACCGGCCAAUCAGGAGGCACCGAUGGCUCACGUGUCAUCACUGGAGAUAACCAACGACGACGACCUUCCCACAGACCCGAGCAACUCGUCCGACACGCAGGAAGAGAGUGAGGUGGAGUCGUUCUGUGGUGAUCUGCGAGGUCGACUCCACAUUAACACGGUGGUGAGGAUGAGUGUGGACAAACUGCACGAGCUGCUCUUCUCAGACACACACUUCCUGCAGCACCUCUUCACCCAGCGCAACUUCACCGAUCUGUCAGUACAGGAGUGGCAGAGAGACAGCAACAGUGGGAUCAGCACUCGAGUUUUGAGUUACACCAUCGCCAUAAACAACCCCCUCGGCCCUAAAACCGCCCCCGUAGUGGAAACACAGACCCUCCAUAAGAGCAGUUCCCGGGGUGUGUGUUACGUGGUGGACUCGGAGGUGAUCACAUCAGGAAUCCCGUACCAGGAUUACUUUUACACCGUACACAGAUACAGUCUCACCUCCGUCAGCACGCAGAAGAGCCGCCUCAGGGUCUCGUCAGAUAUCUGCUACAGGAAGCAGCCGUGGAGUCUGGUGAAGGCUCUGAUAGAGAAAAACACCUGGAGUGGCAUAGAGGAGUACUUCAGACACAUGGAGGUGGAGGUGUGUAAGUUGGAGACCCUGCUCCAGUCCGAGGUGUCGGUGGUGUGUGUGGGAGAAUCGGAAGCGGUUAAAGCUCCUCCCACACUGCGCAGGCGCAAACACACCAGCUUGAAACGUGCGGAGGGGGCGGGUCCCGGAGGCGGGGUCAUCGAUCAAGGGGGCGUCGUUCAUAGGGAGCGCAGAGACACAGGCUCACAGUACCUGAAGCUGGGUGAGAGGUGGCGCGGAUCUGCAAACAGCAACAGCAUCACCCUUCUGCUCAUUAUCAGCUUUAUUCUGGUGGUUCUGGUAGCCCUGAACAUGAUGCUGUUCUAUAAGCUGUGGGCUUUGGAGCGAGCCGCUCACACACUCGAGGCGUGGCAAUCAUACUCACUGUCGGACAGUCCCCUCCCCCAGUCGUCCUCUGAGUGGAUGAAGGUUCUGCAGUUACAGCGUCAGUUCCAUCAGGCGCAGCUCAACAAGUGGCAGCAGAUUCUACACUCCUCUGUCACACUGCUCGACCAGAUGAAGCAGUCUCUGGAGAACCUGCACAGAGGAAUCAUCAGGACUGAGGAACAGGAACCCGUCGCUCCUCCUCCUCCAUCUGAACCUCCAGCACCACCCAGCACAGACACACUGGACCAGCACUGACACACACACACACACACACACACACACACACUUUCUGACCGUUAUCUGAUCAGUGGACUGCAAUCAUGUGACUGGGUAAAAUUACCCUCAAUGCUUGGCUCCUCCCACUGUGACUAACUGUGAAUGCAGCGCUGCCUUUCUUCAUACGAUGAACCCUACAGCCUAAACCCUGCAUCCUAACCCCUAACCCCUAAACCCUGCACCCUACACACUAAAGCAAUAAAUCAGUGGUGGUUUGGGACAGAGCCAGUCUCUUCACCCCUCAGUGAUAUUCAAAUUGGACACAACCACCACUGACUUUCCCUCUCUCUCUCUUUCUGUUCACACACACACACACACACACACUUUUAAAAGGAAGAGGCCGGCCCUCAUUCUUCAGAGCUUCUUCCUGAUUCUCUGGGGUCAGAGGUCACAGACCCCACCCCUUCUCAUCUACACACUGAUGUUUUAUCUUCCGUAAGCAGCGUGAUCACUGUGUAACGAUUACCCAGAAUGCUCAGCUGCAACACGCCUCAGUUCUCCUGCUGAACGAGUGGAACUUGAGGGAUGGUGCGAUCGGCCGGUUCAGUAUUUAUUUCUUUUGACUGAAUAAAAAUGUUGUGUGUGUGUGUGUGUGUGAGAGUGUGUGUGAGAAGCAGGAUCAGAACCCAAACAGCAAUAAUCAUGUGUUAUUUAUCGUGGAAGGCGAAGCUGCCUGACGGAGAGAACAGGGUCUGAAAUUAACUCCGCCUCCUUGCAGACAAACCGCACUGAAACGCCUGUGAUGUCACCACCUGAUUAUCAUAAUUGGAUUUGCCUAGUCCCGCCCACAAGAGUGACAUCAUAAAGAUGGAAGUAAGCUGCGUUUAGAUCCGAAAUUAUUUUCCAUUAGGGGGCGCUGCAUGAAAAAUCUCAUUUUUCAUAAAAACAUGCUGCUGAGACACAAGUUAAUUUCAGACCCAGUUUGUUUGCCUGAGUCUCUCUCUUCCUCUCUCUCUCCCUCUCUUCCUCUCUCUCUCCCUCUCUUCCUCUCUCUCUCUCUCUCUUCCUCUCUCUCUCUCUCUCUGUGGUAGUAUUAUAUUUAUUCGCGGUUACUUGUCCGAGUCAUCAGUGUAUGUUAUUGGAUCGAGACUUGAAGUGAUCAGGGUUACUGUAGAUCCGCAGGCGUGUGCCGAUCAUCACCCAGACCGCAGAGGGCUGGAUAUCUGUCUGACCUUCAUCAUCAUCAUCAUCAUCAUCAUCAGUAGAUCAUUAACGAAGGUCUGAUUAAUGACAUCACACGCAGGCUGAAUCUUUAAUCCCACUGAUAUCAAUCUAGAAUAAUCGACUGAAAGCAGAUCAUAACUACAUCUAAACACCAGAGUGAGUGUUUGAUGCCUCACGUGAUCAAAUUAGAUCGGAUUCUUUAAUCAGAUAAAUGUUUUUUUUUUUUUAUGAACCCAGUUUUUGCGAUAAAAUCAAGACUUAUUUUGAAGAACUGAAUGUAAUAAGCUCCGCCCCCUUUUUCUGAGUUGCUCUUUAACCAAUCACAGUUGUCUCUCUCAGCAGGUCUGCUCUGAUUGGCUGCUGGCAGUCACAUGGAGAGAGUCCGAGCGAUGACGAGUUAGCAACGUAGCUUCAGGAAAAUCACUAAAAUCAAACGUCUUUGUGUUUCACACGUUAAUAAACUCAUUUGCUGUUGCCAUGGUAACGGUUUUAAACCCCACACACACACACACAUUGGUGUGAAUAAUAACGUGAUAUCCUAGAUGCUUGUUGAUGCAGUGUGUAGAAGUAUUGGCACACGCCUGCUGUAGACUUGACCAUCUGAACGUAUACACACACAAACACAAUUUAAUAUUUAUUUUGCGCAUUAAACAUUGAGGACCAAUCAGAGCAAAGGCUAAAAAGGGACGCCCACCCUGCUCCGCCCCUGUCCACCCCCAUCCCCGCCCCUCCAAUGUGUGUGUCAGCGUUUCAAACUUUGUGUUGUUUUCGUACAAUUUUAGCUGCUGUGUGUGUUGUGCAUUUUCCUUUUUAUUUAUUUUUUAUUUUUAGCAAAGAUGUCUGUUACUGCUGUUCCUCAUCUUGCACUCCUCCUUUCACAUCACAUUUUACUCCUUUCUUCCUUCUCUCUCUCUCUUCCUCUCUUUUCACUGUUGUAUUUAUUUGCGUUAUUCUGAAGGAGGAAGUGCGACUUUGCUGUAAAGAACUGAUUUCAAUGGCAAAACAAAUAAAACUAGAAACGUUAGGGAAAUAAGA
This is a messenger RNA of Clarias gariepinus (North African catfish), 5821 nucleotides long. RefSeq names its product GRAM domain containing 1A (gene gramd1a). Gene Ontology annotation, cellular component: plasma membrane; endoplasmic reticulum-plasma membrane contact site; endoplasmic reticulum membrane. The coding region runs from base 995 to 3601 and encodes 868 amino acids. Lineage: Eukaryota; Metazoa; Chordata; Actinopteri; Siluriformes; Clariidae. The transcript is spliced from 20 exons. The record is from RefSeq and is a predicted model, not a curated record. Gene Ontology annotation, biological process: intracellular sterol transport. Gene Ontology annotation, molecular function: sterol transfer activity; sterol binding.